This is a messenger RNA of Impatiens glandulifera, 860 nucleotides long. Its product is annotated as ubiquitin-conjugating enzyme E2 7-like. NCBI's taxonomy places the organism in Eukaryota, Viridiplantae, Streptophyta, Magnoliopsida, Ericales, Balsaminaceae. The record is from RefSeq and is a predicted model, not a curated record. The coding region runs from base 122 to 625 and encodes 167 amino acids. The transcript has 6 exons. Gene Ontology annotation, molecular function: ubiquitin conjugating enzyme activity. Gene Ontology annotation, biological process: ubiquitin-dependent protein catabolic process; protein polyubiquitination.
UAACCCCUCUAAACAAUAGAGACAAUAUACAAAGCCAAAAUUCCAAGGGCUUUCUUCUUCUUCUUCCGUCCACCCUCUUUCGGCUCGUUUGCAGAAUCUUGAUUUUGCUGUCUAUACUCCAAUGGCCUCUCCCCAAGCAACUCUUCUUCUACAAAAACAACUCAAAGAUCUAUGUAAACAUCCCGUUGAUGGAUUUUCGGCCGGAUUGGUCAAUGAAAACAAUUUGUUCGAAUGGAGCGUCACCAUUAUUGGGCCUCCAGAUACCUUAUAUGAUGGUGGAUUUUUUAAUGCAAUUAUGUCUUUUCCACAAAAUUAUCCAAACAGCCCACCGACAGUGAAAUUUACCUCAGAAGUAUGGCAUCCAAAUGUAUAUGCUGAUGGAAAAGUAUGCAUCUCUAUCCUUCAUCCCCCUGGUGAUGACCCAAGUGGCUACGAGCUUGCAAGUGAACGCUGGUCUCCAGUUCAUACGGUUGAGAGCAUAGUUCUUAGUAUCAUAUCAAUGCUUUCAAGUCCUAAUGAUGAGUCCCCUGCAAAUGUAGAAGCUGCUAUAGAAUGGAGAGAUAGAAGGGACGAUUUCAGGAAGAAAGUGAGUCAAUGUGUGAGGAAGUCGCAAGAAAUGUUGUGAAAAUAGGUAGCUCACUUAAGCUCUUAAGCCCCAAGCUUUUUGUUUCCGUCUGCCUAUGAUGGUAUUGUGGUCCACUUUCAUUGUGUCAAUUCAUUGCAGUCAUUUGUUGCCAUCCAUGUAAAAUAAAGAAUUCCAUGAACUUUUCCCUUCAGCAUUCUGUCUCUAAUGUGGUAACAUAACAAGGCUUCUUCAUCUUCCACUCAUGUCAUUCAAGUGUUAUAUUACUAGUUUGCCA